Molecule: messenger RNA, 954 nt
Organism: Teleopsis dalmanni
Lineage: Eukaryota; Metazoa; Arthropoda; Insecta; Diptera; Diopsidae
Product: death-associated protein 1
Exons: 4
Coding region: 201-494 (97 amino acids)
Biological process (GO): apoptotic signaling pathway; negative regulation of autophagy; cellular response to amino acid starvation
Molecular function (GO): death domain binding
Source: RefSeq, a predicted model, not a curated record
AUAAAAAAUAUGAAACAACUAAAAAUCAUUGAUAGAACAACAUAAAAGCAAAAUAAAAAAAUUAGUUUAGGUGCGAAGAGAAAAGUGAAACAAAAGUGCAGUCGUGUCAACCAAAUACAGAGAAUAAGUUGCUUAAUUUUAGAGUUUUAAGUAAAGUUAACAGGAACCGUAAUAAUAGUAUUUAAUAAAAUCUAUUAAAAAUGGCUGAUGAACAACCCAAUCUUGUUGCUGGACACCCACCUGCAGUUAAGGCUGGUGGUAUGCGUAUAGUACAACAUAAAACUCCAACUAUAGAACGUGCAGCUAAGGAUGCUGAGGAUUGCACUGGUUUAACGCAACCAGUGGCUGUAAAUACAAUGUCUGUUAGUGGUGCACCCGUUAAAGGUAAUAGUGAUUAUACACCACAAGCUGCACAAGUUGCUCACUCACCAAAACCACCAGUACAUGUGCCUCAUAAGCCACAAAUUAAUAUUCAACAACCACGUAAACAGUGAAGAUAUAUAUAUUUUUUUGUCAAAUUUGAAGAGCAAUCACAUUCCUUCAACAAAAUAAAUUGAUACUUAAUGUUGCUUAAUGUCUUUCAAAUUUCAUAAUUGUUAAAAAUAUUUGUAAUAUGUAAUUUUAUAGUUAAAGCAUUUUGUUUAUAUACACAUAUUUAUACAUAUAUUUUAUUUUCAAAGUAUCUUAUCAAGCAUUUUAAAUGACUCAAAUCAAUUUUGAUUACUUUUCCAUGUUUUAUGACAAUAUUUUGUAAACAGUAUACUUAUAUAAUACAGAAAGAAGUUGUGUUUUCACAUAUCGUGUCAAUAUAAAUUGUAACAUUUCAAACUCUUCAGUUUAUUCUCUUUUGUAAUUUGAAAUAUUUUUGUACAUUUUUGUCAUUAUAACGCAUAUUAAAUAUUUAUAAAUACAAUAUGAAUUUAAUUUUUAUAAUAAAGUUUGUUUAGAACAAGU